Fonsecaea nubica is the source of this 3396-nucleotide messenger RNA. RefSeq lists its product as hypothetical. NCBI's taxonomy places the organism in Eukaryota, Fungi, Ascomycota, Eurotiomycetes, Chaetothyriales, Herpotrichiellaceae. Gene Ontology annotation, cellular component: nucleus. The transcript is spliced from 10 exons. The coding region runs from base 1 to 3396 and encodes 1131 amino acids. Gene Ontology annotation, molecular function: zinc ion binding; DNA-binding transcription factor activity, RNA polymerase II-specific; oxidoreductase activity. The record is from RefSeq and is a predicted model, not a curated record. Gene Ontology annotation, biological process: regulation of DNA-templated transcription; DNA-templated transcription.
AUGACGACUUCACAAUCAGGAAAGGGCACAAAGACCGUGUUCACGUUGAACACUGGUGCUAAGAUGCCCGGCGUUGGACUCGGUACCUGGCAAUCCAAACCCAACGAAGUUCGCGAGGCCGUCAAGAACGCUCUGCAAAUUGGCUACCGCCACAUCGACACCGCUCUUGCAUACGGUAACGAAGCAGAAGUCGGCCAGGGGAUCAUCGACUCCGGCGUUCCCCGCGAAGAGAUCUGGAUCACGACCAAACUCGACAAUCCCUGGCACAAGCGUGUCAACGAAGGUAUCGAGUCCUCUUUGAGAGACCUGAAGACGGACUAUGUCGAUCUCUACCUCAUGCACUGGCCCAGCUCCACUGUGCCGGAGGAUUUGAAGAAACACUAUGAUGACUGGAACUUCAUCGACACUUGGCGCGAGAUGCAGAAACUUGUUGGCACUGGCAAAGUUCGAAAUAUCGGAGUGUCCAACUUUGUCAUCUCCAACCUCGAGAAGCUUCUGAAUGCACCCUCAACGAAGAUUGUGCCUGCUGUCAAUCAGAUUGAACUUCACCCUAACAUGCCUUCACCAAAGACUCUGGCGUACUGCAAAGAGAAGGGAAUUCACGUCACCGCAUACUCGUGCUUGGGCUCGACGGACUCACCUCUAGCCCACGACCAGACUCUUCAAAAAAUUGCGGAUGCACACGGCAAAACUCCUCAGCAGGUGCUGUUGAUGUGGGGGCUUCAGAGAGGCACCAGCGUCAUCCCGAAAUCUGUUACCAAGUCGCGCAUUGAGGCAAACUUCCAACUGGACGGAUGGGAAUUGACACAAGAGGAGAUGGACACUUUGAGCAACAUCAAGACUCGCUUCAAGGAGAUUGCGCUGCUCCUUGGAUUCAAAGCACAGCUUCUUUGCGAGCUGGGAAUGACGUCGGGCAAUAUUGAAGACCCGGAUAUGGGUGGAACAAACGGAGAGAGCGAACAAUCGACUGGAGCGGCGAAUGAUGCCAUCCCUCGACCAAAGAGGAUUGCCUGCAUAUUGUGCCGCAAAAGGAAACUGAAAUGUGACUCAAACAAACCGAGCUGCGGGACAUGUUCGCGCUUAAAUCAUCACUGUGAAUACUCCGAAGAACGGAAAAAGAGCGGUCCCAAGAGAGGAUAUGUCAAACUUCUGGAAGCGCGACUCAAGCAAGUUGAAAACUUGCUGGAAACAAGAGAUGCGACGAAUGAAGCGACUACCCACACGACCCAGCCCACAACAACAGCGGACUCAUUUGCCCCUAUGCCUUCUCUAGAUAUCCGCGAUGGUCUCGAUACUUCAAUGUCUGGAAUGAUGGCAGACAACAGAUUUACUGAUCCAACUCUGACCGGGAUGCCGGAUUUCACCAUGAACUCCAACGACGAUUUCUCUUGGGAGAUGAUAGGUCUUGGUCUUGAAGAAGCUUUACCCGCACGAGAGGUGAUAGAUGAGAUGAAUGAGAUAUAUUUCGAAAAAAUUCAUCCGUCCUUGCCCAUGAUCCACAAAGGCCGUUUUCUGGCUUCAAUGGACCUCGCGCCUCAUAUGCGCCCCGCGGUGUGCCUAAGAUAUGCUAUGUGGACCCAUGCUUGUGCCAUCACCUCCAAAUAUUCAGCUUACACCGAACACUUUUACGCCAGGGCUCGGAAGUACGCAGAAAUGGACGAGAUGAGAGGACACGGUGAGGGAAUGAUCACAAUCGCUCAUUCUCAGUGCUGGACGUUGCUUGCCUGCUACGAGUUUCGGGUAAUGUACUUCCCGAGGGCGUGGAUGAGCAUCGGCAGAGCUGCACGACUGGCGCAAAUGAUGGGUCUACAUCGACAAGAUCGUGUUGGUCUUGACGUGAAACAAACAUUGCCACCUCCUCGAGACUGGACCGAUCGCGAAGAACGGCGGCGCACCUUCUGGAUGGCGUACUGUCAGGACAGAUACGCCAGCAUCGGUACUGGCUGGCCAAUGGUCAUUGACGAGAGAGACAUUCUCACAAAUCUACCGGCUAGCGAGGAAGCCUUUAAUAAAUGUCAACCAGAGCCUACACUACAAUUAUCCGAUAUCCUGAACGGGGAUGGGGCGUCUUCGCUCUCUUCAUUUGGCGGUGUCAUUCUUUUGUCAACAAUAUUCGGGAGAAACCUUACCCAUCUCCAUCGACCGUCGGAACAAGACAAUGACCAUGAUUUGAACGGUGGAUUCUGGAAGCGCCACCGGUCUUUGGACAAUAUUCUUCUCAACACGGCCUUGUCACUCCCUCCACCUCUCCGCCUCCCAGCAGGUCUCAAUGAUCCGAACACCGUCUUUCUCAACAUGAAUAUCCAUACAGCGACUAUAUGUUUGCACCAAGCAGCCAUAUUCAAAGCUGAUAAAAAUCGAUUGCCAGCCCAGAUCAGUGCCGAAUCCAAACGUCGAUGUAUCGUCGCAGCGGACCAAAUCACGAACGUUAUGAAAAUGAUCAGUCACAUGGACAUGUCGAUGAUGAAUCCUUUCCUCGCGUUUUGUCUAUAUGUGGCUGCCCGAGUGUUUGUGCAAUAUCUCAAAUCGAGACGAGAAGAUGCUGCAGUCAAAUCCUCCCUGCACUUUCUACUCGCCGCGAUGCAAGUCCUGAAAACCAAGAAUCCGCUCACUGAGUCAUUCUUGGUGCAGCUCGAUGUUGACCUCGAAGGUAGUGGCUUGGAUAUCCCGACCAGCUAUUCGCGAUGGAAAUUCGGGCAUCGCCCACCAGGUGAAAGUCCUGCUAACACGGAUGCUUUGAAAUGUUCUCCCCUCUUCGAAAUUCGAGAGACUCAAGGACGAGAAACAAUUGGAGCAGUCCAAGGGGCCAACACCCAGGGCAUACAACCCCCUUGGCCCGGUGAUGCCAAUGUUACCUCCGCGACCAGCAGCUACCCAAGUUUAUAUGCGACGGAAGGGUUGGGCACCAAUUCACAGAUGGGCCAGACAAUCCCCCCAGCAGGCGAUGGAUUGGAGAAUAGUUAUGGCUUUCCAAUCCAGUCGGUGGGAACAGACACUUCGCCAGACACUUCGCACCAGGAUGGGAAUGGCUCACGACCGCAUUCUAAUCACCCAACACCUUCAACGUUGUCAAACCCGAACUCAUCGCAUACAUCGUACACUUCGCCGCCGAAUUUAUCCAGCAGCGGAAACACUACGAGUAGUGGGCAAGGGCAACCUUCCCCAGGCUAUGUGUUUCCAGGUGGCGCGCAGUCUUCGUGGACCAUGAAUAUAUCAACUCAAUCUGGGCAGGAUGCAUCACCACAGCAAAGCGGUAUGAACUUUGGCUCUACCGGGAUGACCCCCGGCCCUACAGGACUGACCCCUAUGGCCGACUCGCUUUGGGCAACGGAAGGAAUGCCAGAUGGGAAUGAAUGGAUGUUUGCAUGGGCCGGUUCGACGCCGCAGCCACAGUGA